AUUAAUUUAUGAAUCCUUUUGUGACUGAUACUUUAUCAAUGGCUCAAAUCAAAUCCAUCAAUUCUAGAACAAUUUAAAUCGAUAAUGCAACUAAUAUACCUAAAAAUAUAAAACCCUUUCAAUAAAUAUAAAAUUCUAAUGGAAUUUACAUCUUAUUUGCAACAUAAUAAGUAUUAAUGAUAUUUAUAUAAACAGGAAGCAAAAGAGGCUUAAUAGUAAUUAAACAAUUAGAAAUUUCAUGCUUCUCUUAUCAAUGAAGUCGAAUAAGAAGUAUAUACAAUCAGUGUACUUAACAUUCCUCAUACAACCAAUUAGUAAUUAUAGUAAGCAUUUUCUAUAUUUGGUGAUAUUGCUUAUAUCACUAUAUUGAAAGAUGAUGAUGGUGAAUCUAAAGGAGUAGGCUAUGUAACUUUUCAAAAUAAAGAAGCUUAUGAUAAGGCUAUCAUUGCCAAAACUUUGAUUUUUGAAGAAAACAUUUUGACAAUACUUUAGAAAUAACCUAUACAUAUAAUGGAAAACAGAUUUAAAUAAUUGAAGUUCAGAAAAUAAUAACUUGAUAAGAAAAAGUUAAAGCAUAAUAAAAUCGAAAAUGUUCAAAUAUCAUAAGUUGAAACUAAUUUAGUAAUAUUAAAAUCUAAUAUUAGGACUUAGAAUUAAAAAAUGAGAUGAGAACAAGUGGCAGAGUGAUAAGAAAAAAAAUAAGAAAAAUUAAAUCCAAAGUUGGUGACGAUGAUUUUGCUUUAGUUGCUAAAAUGAAAUAAUUUAAGAAAGGAAUAUAAAAGAAAUAAGAUUAAUUCUUUCGUAUUCCAUCAUAAUUAAAAGCUAAAAGAGAAUAGAGAAAAUUAAAAAUGGAGUAAAACAGAAAAAAAGCCAAUAAAAUACAUAAAAUGUGA
Paramecium sonneborni is the source of this 893-nucleotide messenger RNA. NCBI's taxonomy places the organism in Eukaryota, Ciliophora, Oligohymenophorea, Peniculida, Parameciidae. The record is from the annotation of a GenBank genome assembly.